ACAGGAGAUGGUGUAGUGUCCUCUCUAUGGUAUGCGCCGACACGCUCGCUAGUACAGGCGUCUCUGUGGUAUCGGUCCUCCACGGUGCCACACGUGGGUAUGGCUACUCUUCGCUUCCAUGAGCUGGGGCUGGAUGACCGUGUGCUGAAGGCCAUAGCAGAUUUAGGAUGGGCCAAGCCAACAUUAAUUCAGGAGAAGGCCAUUCCACUGGCCAUGGAAGGAAAGGACCUGCUGGCACGGGCAAGAACAGGGUCAGGGAAGACUGCAGCCUACUCUAUUCCUAUAAUACAGAACCUUCUACAGUCCAAGUUGACUGUCUCUGAGCAAGCAGUUCGGGUCCUGAUCCUAGUACCCACCAAGGAGCUUGGCCAGCAGGUUCAGCAGAUGAUUCGUCAGCUGACGUUCUACUGUGCCCGUGAUAUAAGAGUGGCAGACAUCUCUGGGCAGGUGGAUGUUUCUGCCCAGAGGCCAAUCCUUAUGGAGAAACCGGACAUUGUGGUGGGUACACCAUCCAGAGUACUUUGUCACAUGAAUCAGGGAACACUGUGUGUUCGGGACACCCUCCAAGCAAUGGUGAUUGAUGAAGCUGACCUGAUCUUCUCAUUUGGAUUUGAAGAUGAUUUGAAAAACUUGCUGUGCCAACUUCCUAAGAUUUUCCAGUCUUUCCUUAUGUCUGCCACGUUUAAUGAAGAUGUCCAGGCACUGAAAGAGCUUGUGUUGCACAAUCCCGUGACCCUGAAGUUAGAAGAAUCUCAGCUGCCUGACAGCUCUCAGCUGACACAAUAUCAGAUUCAGUGCGAGGAGGAAGACAAGUUUCUUUUACUCUACACACUGCUAAAACUCUCCCUCAUUCGUGGCAAGACCAUUCUAUUUGUUAACGAUGUGGAAAGGAGUUAUCGGCUGAAGCUUUUCCUGGAACAGUUCAGUAUUCCAGCUUGUGUGCUAAACUCUGAACUGCCGGUUCAGUCACGGUGUCACAUCAUAGCACAGUUUAAUCAAGGUUUCUAUGACUACAUCAUUGCAACAGAUGAACAAUCAUUAGCUGAACCCAGCGGGAAGGAAAAGAAGGCAACUGGAAGAAAGAAAAAAGGAAAAGGAGAAAAAGGCCAGGACAGUGAGUAUGGAGUAUCUCGCGGCAUAGACUUUCAGAACGUGUCUACAGUACUAAACUUUGAAUUCCCCCAAUCUGUUGAUGCCUAUAUUCACCGAGCUGGAAGGACUGCUCGUGCUAACAACCCGGGUGUGGUCCUAACAUUGGUGUCACAUACAGAGCUCUCUAUGCUUGCAGAAAUUGAGGAAGCUCUUGGUGGAGCUGGUACCGGGGAAAGUGUGCUGCGUCCCUACAGGUUUCGCAUGGAGGAAGUGGAGGGCUUCCGGUACCGUUGUCGGGAUGCAAUGAGGUCAGUGACCAAACAAGCUAUAAAGGAGGCACGUCUAAAGGAGAUAAAAGAGGAACUACUCAACUCUGAGAAACUAAAGACAUAUUUUGAGGAUAAUCCACGGGAUUUACACCUUCUUAGACAUGACAAGGCUCUGCACCCAGCAGUAGUGAAACCUCACCUGAAAAAUGUUCCGGAAUAUUUGAUUCCACCUUCCAUGCGCUCUGUCAUCAAUCUUUUGAACAAGAAGAAAAAAAGGCUAAGACUGAAGCCAGGAGGGGUUUCCAGGUUUGCUUCUAGCAAGUUCAUGAGGACACAGAAUCCACUUCGCACAUUCAAAUAUACAAAAGGAAAGAAGAGGCGUGACAGGAAGGAAUCAGAGCAGACCUAAAAAUGCAGGAGCUGUGCCAUUGGUUGGAUUGUGUUGGAUGAACCUUUAUACUUGUCUGAUAUUUUAACUGAAACAAUGUAUAUUUAACCCACUGAAGUGGAAUCGGCUGGUGUGGUAUUCUUGUAAGCUUACCAGGUGUGCAUUCCACAGUAUUGGAGAAGAAGAUACCACGAAGAUUUUGUAUAAUGACUUGUAUACAUGGUCUUAUGUAAAUAAAUAAAUCUAUUUUUGUGGAAUCCAA
Rana temporaria (common frog) is the source of this 2011-nucleotide messenger RNA. RefSeq names its product DEAD-box helicase 56 (gene DDX56). The record is from RefSeq and is a predicted model, not a curated record. Gene Ontology annotation, molecular function: RNA helicase activity; nucleic acid binding; ATP binding. The transcript is spliced from 14 exons. The coding region runs from base 100 to 1770 and encodes 556 amino acids. NCBI's taxonomy places the organism in Eukaryota, Metazoa, Chordata, Amphibia, Anura, Ranidae. Gene Ontology annotation, cellular component: nucleolus.